Molecule: messenger RNA, 831 nt
Organism: Aspergillus mulundensis
Lineage: Eukaryota; Fungi; Ascomycota; Eurotiomycetes; Eurotiales; Aspergillaceae
Product: DUF3632 domain-containing protein
Exons: 1
Coding region: 1-831 (276 amino acids)
Source: RefSeq, a predicted model, not a curated record
AUGCCAGAUAUCACAGACCCAAUCUUUGCAUCUCGUCUUGCCAUCCUCCAGGACCUGUUCGCCAACAACAUAUCCGCCCCAACAGCUGCUAAACAGUUAGCUUCAACCACACUCUCCGAGGAUGCAUCGCUCGAAGAACGUCUCAGUCGCCUCUGGGACUUGAUUCUUUCUUCAGCAUGUAAAUAUCCCGAGCACCAAGAUAAGCUCGUUGGCGUCGUUGUGGAUCUCUCCCAGCUUCCCAGCCCCGCCCCCGCAGAGGCAGGAGCUGAAGGACCAGGACCUUUGACAAUCUAUGACAUGCAAGUCUGGAAGGACCUUCCAAUGCUCGGCUGGCGCUUCCGGGACUCUUGGAACAUUUCCGUGCGUCCCAAUAGCAGCUCCGAAGACCGACAAAAGACAAUCUCGGACAUCAUCAAUACAAACAAAUUCGUUGCCCUUCUUAUGGCAACCGAUGAUCCUAUCUUUGCGUCCUACUCUUGGUUUGCCUUGAUUACGCUCCGAAGCACCCUCGAGACACCGACGGAGCAAAUACGUCCCGCAGAGUCCUUGGAGGCACUGAUUCCUGCUGCAGCGGCGUGGAUUGAGACCUUGGGCGUGGAGAUCUACAAAUGGGAGGAAGAAUUCGAGUCUGGGCCUAAGGUCGGCGCGAGGGGGAAGGGUGGUCCGUUGUGGGAUGGGAAACAUGGCUUCUGCAAGGAGAGAUGGGAGCUCUGGCGGAAGAGGUUUGGCGAGGUGGCUAGGAUGGAGGGGGAGCUUCCGGAGGGUGUGAAGAAAGUAGCACAGGAUGCGGAAACAAUGAUGAAAGAGAUUGAGGCCGGAGAUGUUGAGUGA